UUCAAACCUAUGGAAGUGGAGAAGGGAGGAGGUGGGGGGGGAGGAAAGAAAGGAAAGGGCACCAGCUGCUCCACAGCGUAAAGAGGCAAACAAGGAGCCUGCUGCAUGAUUCCUGCUGCCUGAAGAUCCUCUUCCCUAGCCGAGGGGCUGAUGUUAAAGGUAAGAGAGGUGAAAAGAAAGAGCUUUUAGCUAGAGGCUGCGCCGGGAGGCGGGUUCGCUCAGCAGCAGCAGCAGCAGAGCUCGGGGGGAGCUGCCCAGGCAGGAGGAGCCGCGAUUCCCUGCACUGUUUGGAACCGUGUUCCUAAACAUUGAAAAGCCUACAGGUUUUCCAGCAGGCAUCCAGGGCUUUCAGAGCAAACUGCUGGGGGGACGAAAGUCCGAGCGGCUCAAAUCGGCUCCUUGGAGAAGAUGGAAAAACCCCCUCAAGCAAUCUCCGACCUAAAAAAACCCUAACCCUUUUCUAAAGCUGGUUAGAAAGUUACCUCAUGGUUAUGGCCAGCUUUGCUCUGCAGCUUCCAAAUCUCACCCCAGGCUCUCCCGAUUCCCAGAUAUCCCCCCAUCCCCUCCUCCUCCUCCCUUCUUUAAUCGGCAGGAAAACCAAUCCCAGCCGUGCAGAGGAAAAUCCGUGACGAAACCAGCUUUUCCCCCUGCCCUUCCCCAUCCCGGCUCGGCCAGGCUGUGUCCUCCGGUUCAUCGCUGGGGAAACCCGCGUUCCCCGUUGUCGAAUUGGUUUUCAGCUGCUCCUUCUGCCCGGGGAACCGGGGGAUGCUCCGGGAGGCAGCGCAGCCCGGGCAGAGGGACCCGGCCGAGCUCCCCGGCGUGGGGCGGGCUCAGACACUGAGCAGCCCUCCCUGCCCAAUGGAAAACGCUUCCUAACCAGCCCCCCGAGUGUCCCCCCCUUGCCCACAACCCUUGCCCAGACAUCGGGCCCGUUCUUGGGGCCCCUUUCCCCCCCCCCCCAAGAAGACACCGAUGGCUGCAGCGUUCCGUCGGGUUUCCUCUCCGAACAAAGGAAGGCGGAGGAUCGCCCGGGGCUGGGGGUUUUAAAAGAUGAAGGGGUGAAUUUUCCCCAAGUCCGGCAGGCAGAGCUUUCGUGCUGGACUCUCUGGGCUUGUUUUCCACGCACACAAGAAGGAUCCAUGAGGGCUGUCAGGGAGGAAUCGGGCUGAAUCCCGCCCGGACACCGGCACCAUCGCAGCCCCGGCCCCUCCGCCCUGUUCCACCUGAAAGACAGUGCAGCAGCUGUGCUCUGUGCACCCUCACACAGCCUUGCCUUAUGCCCCUCUGACUGCUUUUCAAGACCUUCAUGUUUUCCCCAGAGGGGAGGUGAGGAAGAUGACAUGAAAAAAAAACCCCAGUCAUGCCUCCAAACCAGCAAGAAACCAUCCUGCUGAGAAGCAUGCACCAAGGAGAACAGGGGGUUGGAGGCUUCGUCCCACUGAAGCUCAGCAGCUCUAGGAGAGGACUGUGCAUCUCCAGCCCUCAGAAGCCAGAGCACUGGAGCACAUGGAGCUCAGGUUGAUGAUCUCCACCCAGCCCACGCUGCUGCCAGAAGAGAGUUCUCCAACCUUGCCCCCAGAAGAAAACCAUUUGAGAGAACACAGCCCUACGCCACCGAAUCCUUCCAGUAAAGAAGUGCAGGACAGAGAUCCUUCAAAGGUCCUGAGCAGCAGAGCAGGGUACAGAUUCCCUUCUGCCCUGCUGAAGGACUGUGCUCAGCAACCACAAGAAAGCCAGGGCCCUCUCCUUGCACCCAGUUUUGCUUGCAAAAGCUGAAACAGUGGUUUGUGCUGUGGUGCUGGCAGCUGGACUGAAGCUCUGCUGCUGCUAACGUAUGCAAGGAGAAGAAGAAGAAAAAAAGGCCUAUAAUUUUUGGAUAAACAGAGGUGAAAGUUCAGCUCUGCUGCUUCAGCAAAGGAAGAACCAGCCUGGAGCCACAGCCCUGGGUGAGGGUGGUCAGAGAAGGCUGGGGUGAAAGGAGGGCUUCAUGUGGCUGCAGGCACCUCCAAGGAGGUGAGGAAAGGCAACAAGGAGCCAAAAAGCCAAGUAAUCACCAAGGAACCACUGGAAAUUGUGUCAGGGCAAGCAAAGAAAGGAAGCUUUUUGGGAGGGAUGCUGGCUGGAAAGAGUUUUGGAACCAUAAGCAAACAAACUGAGUCCUGUUGGUGGUUCAGGGAAACAGGACUCUCUUAUUUUUUUAUGUUUUUUUCUUUGAAAAUAAACAAGGCUACAUCAAAGGCACAGCUACCUCCAUCACCAGCUUCUACUCCUGAGAGAAAACAACCUGUAAAUCUUCAAGUAAUGGGCCAAAGAGUGUAACUCUGCUUUUCAUCAGUUUUUUUUCUUUGCAUCUUUUCUUCUCCGGAUCAACACUGAACCCAGCAAUGCUAUUAUAAAGCCAUCUCUCCUUCCUGAGACACAUGAGGGUCAAAAAAGAGCAGCAUUCCUACAGUCCUCCAUCAUCAGGUUGAGGUUCCUUUGCAAGCAAAAAAAGUCCCUCUUAACAAGAGUAAAACAACCCAAACUCUGCUGGGAAUUUUGGGGCGAGUUGUAUCAUUUCUGGGCUGUGGCUGAAGGCAGCAGUGGCUGGGGAAGGCCAAAGCACAUCAAGGGUUAAAGGAGUGAUGUAAAUGGAGAGAGACAUUCUCAGGGAAAACAAAAAGAGAGUCAUGCCCUGAGGAUCAGUGUCUGAAUAUGGGGAUGAAAGGAUUCAUGACCAAACCACAGUAGCAAGGUGUCAAGCAGCCUCCCUGGAAUGCAUUUCUCCAGGAGGAGAAGAGCUCACUGCCUUAUUUUAUGGAUGUCACUGAAGUAGACUUUGAAAUUCUUCGGAAGCACACCACAGACUUGGCAUGGGAAACCACAGCAAUCAUACCUGUUUGACAGAUGAUACCUUUAAGUACAACUUGUACGGAGCUGUCUACAGCGUGGUCUUCAUCCUUGGCCUGAUUACAAACUGUGCCUCCCUCUUUGUCUUCUGCUUCCGGAUGAAAAUGCGCAGCGAAACCGCCAUUUUCAUGACAAACCUGGCUGUGUCCGACUUGCUUUUCGUCUUCACUCUGCCUUUUAAGAUUUUUUAUAACGUCAACAGGCACUGGCCUUUCGGAGAUAGCCUCUGCAAGAUCUCUGGUACAGCAUUUCUCACCAACAUCUACGGGAGCAUGCUGUUCCUCACCUGCAUCAGCGUUGACCGCUUCCUCGCCAUCGUCUACCCCUUCCGGUCCCGCACCAUCAGGACCAGGAGAAAUUCUGCCAUAGUCUGUGCUGGUGUUUGGAUCCUGGUCCUCAGCGGUGGGAUUUCAGCCUCGCUCUUCUCCACAACCAACAUCUCCAACACCAGCACCACCUGUUUCGAAGGUUUUUCCAAACGGAUUUGGAAAACCUACCUGUCUAAGAUCACUAUAUUUAUUGAAGUGGUAGGAUUCAUCAUUCCUUUGCUGCUCAACCUCACCUGCUCUUCUUUAGUUCUCAGGACUCUCCGGAAACCUGCCACCUUGUCCCAGAUUGGGACAAACAAAGAGAAAGUAUUGAAAAUGAUCAUCGUGCACGUGGCCAUUUUUGUCGUGUGCUUUGUGCCUUACAAUUCCAUACUCUUCUUGUACGCCCUGGUGAGGUCCCAAACGAUAGCAAAUUGCUCCUUGGAGAGGUUUGCCAGGACAAUGUACCCAAUCACGUUGUGCAUCGCAACACUCAACUGCUGCUUUGACCCCUUCAUCUACUACUUCACAUCAGAAUCCUUCCAGAAGUCCUUCAACAUAAAAACCCAGAUAAAAAUGGAUUCUCUUUUCAAGACUGAGACGCCUCUAACCAAGACGGCGCUACCAGCACCACAGGAUGAGAUAAGUGACCAGGCUAUCACCAAUGGAGGAGACCCAACAUCUGAAUCCCAUUUCUAGGGAGGUGUUUACACAUGGAGUGAUCCUCCACUAACUUCCCAUUAACACCAUGCGUGAAGCAGUUGUUUCAGAACCAUGUGGGUUCUCACCUGGUGUCAGUGAAGACCAGUUGUUGGUGGGUAACUCCACAGGUAGACAAAUCCUUACACCAAGAUGGUCCCAACAAACAUGGGAUAUAAAAACCCCAGUAGGUCUCCCUUUGGAGAGUAUGGAUGGGUGACAACAUAUUGCACCAGCUAAGGAGGGAAGAGAAGCUCCUUUAAAUCAGAAGAUGCCAACAUUUGGCACUUUCCCCCAGCAGGUGACACGGGACCAGUUGUGAGACAGAAAAUGUGAUUUUCUUAGAGAUACCUGCCAAUACUUCAUGCCUUCUGGAGAUGCAUCAUCAUAUGUUAACUCAAUAACUUCACACAUUAUGUACGUUUGCUUAAAAAAGGCAUAAUAAAAGCUUUUGGCUUUUCCUUGUUUCA
Molecule: messenger RNA, 4366 nt
Organism: Apus apus (common swift)
Lineage: Eukaryota; Metazoa; Chordata; Aves; Apodiformes; Apodidae
Gene: LPAR4
Product: lysophosphatidic acid receptor 4
Exons: 3
Coding region: 2853-3896 (347 amino acids)
Biological process (GO): phospholipase C-activating G protein-coupled receptor signaling pathway; positive regulation of Rho protein signal transduction
Cellular component (GO): membrane
Molecular function (GO): lysophosphatidic acid receptor activity
Source: RefSeq, a predicted model, not a curated record